Messenger RNA from Tricharina praecox, 3651 nucleotides. Its product is annotated as tubulin folding cofactor D C terminal-domain-containing protein. Lineage: Eukaryota; Fungi; Ascomycota; Pezizomycetes; Pezizales; Pyronemataceae. Gene Ontology annotation, molecular function: GTPase activator activity; beta-tubulin binding. Gene Ontology annotation, biological process: post-chaperonin tubulin folding pathway; tubulin complex assembly; microtubule cytoskeleton organization. Bases 152 to 3547 code for a protein of 1131 amino acids. The transcript is spliced from 2 exons. The record is from RefSeq and is a predicted model, not a curated record.
CUAGACGCGGAGGGCGGGGCAACUAAGCAUUCAAGAGCCGCACCCUUAAGGAAACGACCUACCUCAUGUUAACCAUCACCAUCAAAUCACGAACAGCAAUCGGACUACACACGAACGAACGUCAUAGAACCCGAAGCCGACUUACAGUAAUAUGGAUUCCACUGGAGAAGAUACCGAUGUCAAGCUCUACAAGGCGUCGGGAGGUGUCUUUGACGACUUCCUGGCAUCUCUUCCAGAAGCUCUCCACGACGAGACUGGAUCACUGCGACGAAUGUGCGACAAGAAGCAAGUCGAGAGACUGGUCAACCUGCUAGAACCCUUCCAAGAAUCCCCCCAACUCCUCGAUCCUCAUUUGCCGCAGUUCCUGGCUCCUCUCACGACUGCCUUCACAACCUACAUCGCGGAAAGCUCGCAGAGCAAUGGCGAUCUGCCACCACGCGGCUACUAUACCCUUCCGGUCGCCAUCUCGCGCUUGCUCUACACUCUCGCCAAGAUCCGCGGCCCCAAGAUCAUAUCGCGCUUCUUGCCCAACCAGCCCCAUCUGCUCGAUCCUGUAGCUACCCUGUUCGAUAAUCCGUCCACCGGUGUCAAGGUCUCGUGGGAACUACGAUACAUCCUGCUCCUAUGGCUGAGCCAUCUCCUGCUGGCACCGUUCGAUCUGAGCACCAUCUCGACCGACCCGCCUGCGGGCGUCACCCAUGACCUGUCCAUUCUCGACGGCACCGCGUUGAGCAUUACCACUCUUCCUCACUUAUCGCAACGGCUACUGGUCCUGGGAAUAUCGUAUCUGUCAUCGCCAGGCAACCGUGAGAGCGAUGCAGCGGCACUGCUGUUGAUCCGGAUUUCGCUACGUCGGGACAUGCGUAGCCUGGGGCUCCUGGAUGCUAUGGUGAUCUGGGGAACGCAAGUUAUGGCGACAGUUGAUACUAUGGCACACGCACGGACAUUGUUUCUCAAGACGGGAGUGCUCGCCGUGCUAGCAGGCUUACUCGCACAGGGCGAUUCGGCUGUGGUGGAGAAAUUUUGCCCUACGAUUUUCGACCUGGUGACAACACUACAGGACGACGAACGCGAGGAGUGGCAGUCGGCUGGUGUGCGGAGACUAGGCAUGAAGAUCUACCGAUGGGUAGCGUCACUGACCCUGGCACAUCCGACAGAGAAGGACUACAUAGAGGAUAUCAUUGAAAGACUGUUGAAUGCGCUUGGCGACCGUGAUACAGCGGUGCGGUUCGGAGCAUCUAAAUCACUAGCGGUGGUGGCGAGAAAGUUGGAUCCGGAUAUGGCGGGUGAAGUGCUGGAGGCAGUCAUGAGUGUGUACGAGGAGGACGUCUUUCUCGAGCAGGGAAGAAAAGUCUUUUCGGCUGUUUCACCAGAGAAGUGGCAUGGCGCGACAUUGACACUUGCAACUUUUCUUCGCCAGCGCGCGGUGAGAUCGACCGACGUUAUGACGAGAGUGGUUGAGUGUAUGAUUCAGGCUCUGUCGUUUGAGCAGCGACGGUCAACUUUCGCCGUCGGCGGAAACGUGCGUGAUGCGGCGUGCUAUGCGGUGUGGAGUCUGGCGAGAUGUUAUACCACCGAUGAACUACAGGCUGCCGGCGACAUUGUAGUUCCGGCGACAGAAUUGAAGGAAGGUCGUCACAUCAUCCAAAUUCUUGCCACGCAACUGGUGGUGGCCGGUUGUCUUGAUCCUUUGGGGAACGUGCGGCGUGCUUCAUCCGCCGCACUGCAAGAGAUAGUGGGGCGUCACUCCGGGUGUGUCAUAGAGGGCAUAUCAUUGGUGCAAGCGGUUGACUACAAUGCCGUCGCCUUAAGACAACGUUCAGUAAUCAGCGUUGCAAGCUCUUCAGUAAAGCUGGACCUGGACUACUGGAAGAGCAUCGUCCUGGGACUGGUCGGCGGCUGGCGUGGGAUAGGGGGUAGUGACGAUGAUGGACGGCGACUGGCGGCAGUGAGCUUGGGCAACAUGGUACGCAUUACGUAUCCCACAGACACCGCAACGAGUGUCGGCGAGCGAGCAGAGUUCAUCUUGCAAGCAGUCGUUCGACGAACCAUAACGGAGGGCUUGAAACACAUCGAGAUUUACCACGGCUGUCUGCUUGCCCUGGCCGAAGUUAUUGACCGACUGGAUCCUGGCAUGUUGAAGGAGAGCGACGUAAACGCACUCCAGCACAACGUUUUUGCCAAACUGAAAGGAAACGAGUUCAUCAAUCCUGUUCUUCGUCCCGAAUUGACGGCCGAGGCUGCCUGUCGCCUUGUCAGAUCACUUUGUCUGGCCACACCAACGCAGAUCACGCCCUUGACCAGCACAUGGCGGCUGUGGACUGCAAUCCUCGAAACCUCGUUAGAUCGCAUGGAAGAUGCUGUGCUCGACCAAGCCGUUCCCGCAGCCGACGCACUGCUCGACAAGAUCUCGGCUGAUAAUCGGCAACGACUUGUCGAGAGCUGGUGUGUCAAGGUGGCGGAUCCCUCGUACCACCGGCGAGGGCAUAUUCUGGCGCUCGGGCACGUGGUCCGUUCUAUGUCAGGGGCCGAUGCAGAAAAGGUGACCGACGUCCUCAUCGCUGCCGCCCGUCGCACAGACGAUGUGGAAAUUCGCGUCGCUGGAAUGAAGGCUCUUGGUUCCGGCGUCACCUUUGUUCCCAUGGUGAUCGAAGCCAUCCUCAAUUCUCUAGAUGAUUAUGCCGUCGACGCCCGAGGCGAUGUCGGAUCAUGGGUCCGCUCCGAAGCUGUUUCUGCGACGCUUUCACUGUUUACCCACAGCAACAUCUCCAUGUCAGAUGAUACCAAAUGGGCUUUCCUAAGUAAAAUUUCUCGCCUCGCGGUGGAGAAGCUGGACCGUCUCCGCCUCCGUGCCGCUGAAGUGUUUCUUAGCAUAAGUGGUGCCUUCCCAUCCAUAAGUCCUAUCAGCCCAGAAGUACUCCAGGUCCCGACAACCGAAUACUUCAUCCUCUUCCUUCCACUCCUCAGCCAUCCACAAGUCCGUGAGUUACUGGUCGAGGGCUUAAUCACCUCCGCCGGGGCCGGCAGCGACUCCGUCCUAAAAGCCUCGCGAAUUGCUCUGCUACAGCACCUCGCUUCCUCCCCUUCCUCCCGCGACGACUUCGCCACCGCCCUUAUCUCAGUCUUCCGCCGGGCAGUGGAAAACCCGCAAGACCGCAUCACAAUCCCACUUAUGGAUGUAGCCAGCCUUCUGAUUGACAUGUCACUGCUCCCGCUCGCCGACAUCGGAAAACGUCUUUUCAUUCUGACACAGAAAGCGCACUUCCGCACCACCAGCGUGCCAAAGUUAGCUGCCGCCGUCCGUGUCUACGGCUCCCUGGCGUUGGCCGCGACCGCCGAGCCAUGGCAUGGAGACGUGGUGACAAAGCUAGUGGCAAUGCUGCUGCACCCGUUUCCCCGCGUCAGGAUGGAUGCAAGUGCUAUGGUGUAUCUAGUUGCCGCCGAGGGUGGGAGUGAUGUGGCGGCGGGAAUGGAGAAGGUGGACUGGGGGAGGAGUACGAAGGAAUUGGCCGGGGUUGUGAAGACGGUGAAGGCGGGCCUUUGUUGAUUCGAUAUAGAACGUAGAAUGGUCGUUUUAAAGGCGAAUAGAUGGGGGGUUAGAUGUGAUAGUUGAAGUUUUUUCUGGGGGUCCUGGAGUGUGUGAUGGAGCUG